UUCUUCUUCUUCUUCUUCCUAUCUCUCCCCCAACUAACCAACCAGAUCUCUCCAUCCCCUCCUUCCAUUCCCGCCAUAUUUUAAUUAUUAAUAUUAAUUACCAAAAUAAUAAUCAUAAUUAGUUCACCCAAACCCUAAUCCAUCUCAAAUUCCCUGCUUCAAUUGAAUUGAAUUCAAUUCUUGUUCAUCUUCUGAAUAAUAAUAAUAAGAUCAUCAUGCAAGAAAACAGUAGUAAUCCUUCUUCAUAUAUAAAACGUCAGCUUCCAUUCACUACAAUGAAGCCUCAGCCGCCGUUUUCCGAUUAUCAUCACUUUCAUUCUUCCUCUUCUUCUCCUCCUUCCGAAGGCAUCCUUGUCAAAUCUCCCCCUCUUCCUCCAUUAAAGAGGAAGGGGGACACUGCAGCAUUUGAAGCUGAAUCUAAGGAACAGAGUCCUAUUCCUGGAAACACUUUAGCUGUUAGUAAUCCUUUACAGACCCCAGUAUCUGGAAAAGUUCCAAAAGCAAUAAAAGUUCCAAGAGUUGGAAAGUCCAAUAGGGCUGGAUCACAAACUCCUGCAUCCAAUGCUGAUUCUCCGGCAGGACAUAAUCUGACUUCAGUUGGUCCCUGUCGUUAUGAUAGCUCACUAGGUCUUUUAACAAAGAAGUUCAUCAACCUUAUCAAACAUGCAGAAGAUGGUAUGCUUGAUCUAAAUAAAGCAGCAGAAACAUUAGAGGUACAAAAAAGGCGGAUCUAUGAUAUAACAAAUGUGCUAGAAGGAAUUGGUCUCAUAGAGAAAAAGCUUAAGAAUAGAAUUCAAUGGAAGGGACUUGAUGCAUCAAACGGGGAGGUUGAUGGAAAUGUUACUAGUUUACAGGCUGAAGUCGAAAAUCUCUUGGCCGAGGAGCUUAGAUUAGAUGAACAAACAAGAGAAAUGCAGGAGAGGCUAAGGGACCUUAGUGAAGACGAAAAUAAUCAGAAGUUCCUUUUUGUGACUGAAGAAGAUAUCAAGAACUUACCCUGCUUCCGGGAUGAAACCUUGAUUGCAAUUAAAGCCCCGCAUGGCACUACGCUAGAAGUUCCUGAUCCAGAUGAGGCUGUUGAUUAUCCUCAAAGGAGGUACAGAAUAGUUCUAAGGAGUACAAUGGGCCCUAUAGAUGUUUACCUUGUCAGUCAAUUUGAAGAGAAACUUGAGGAGAUCAAUCGUACUGAGGCAAACUUGAGCAUUCCUACAAUAUCAACGAUGUCUGAGACUCCCACUAUAGAAAUAGUAACAGAGACAAGAAAACGACACGAGAUUGGGAUGCAACUAACAGACACUAAAACAUGUUCAGAUGUAAAUGCAUCAGAGGACUUUGUUAGUGGGAUCAUGAAGAUCGUUCCAGAUGUUGAUAGUGAUGCAGACUACCUGUUUUUGUCAGAUCCCGAUGUUAGCAUCACGGAUUUAUGGAGAACAGAAACCAUUGUGGAAUGGAACAAUAUGGGCAUGCUUCAUGAUGACUAUGUCAUGGCUGGAGUCACCACACCAAAUCCCCAAACACCAUGUUCAGAUGCUCUACAAGGGAAUCCCGAGGUAAAGCCUACGGGGACAAACUGUCUGGGAUGAUCACAAAACGCGAGAUGUAAAAAUUUUUGCUGCACCCUUCAAAACACCUUCAACAUAAUAUAAGGGCGUACUAGUGGGAGAGCGGAGAAGUGUAAGUGUACUCAGUCGUAAAUUACAUGUAUGUGCACGAUAGCACCUAGCCGAAUGCUUAUCAAUAAGUAAGGUCACAUCUUUAGGUUGUAUUUUUGUAAAUACUUGAGUUUGUAGCCUUCUUUGUGCAGGUUCUGUAACAUAGUAAUCUAAGUAUCAUCAUAGUUAUUGUCCAGAUAAUGAUUUCUGAGAAAUUUUUUGUACAAUA
Erigeron canadensis is the source of this 1881-nucleotide messenger RNA. RefSeq names its product transcription factor E2FB. Gene Ontology annotation, cellular component: RNA polymerase II transcription regulator complex. The coding region runs from base 216 to 1583 and encodes 455 amino acids. The record is from RefSeq and is a predicted model, not a curated record. Gene Ontology annotation, biological process: regulation of transcription by RNA polymerase II. NCBI's taxonomy places the organism in Eukaryota, Viridiplantae, Streptophyta, Magnoliopsida, Asterales, Asteraceae. Gene Ontology annotation, molecular function: RNA polymerase II cis-regulatory region sequence-specific DNA binding; protein dimerization activity; DNA-binding transcription factor activity, RNA polymerase II-specific. The transcript has 14 exons.